AAUCGGAUGUACAUAUUUUAGGCAUUUAAGCAUUUCAGUAUAAUGUAAUCUUAGAUUAGUAUAUAAAUGUAAUGCAUUAGUUCGUCUCAAGCUCAGGUUGUUGGCAGGAAAUCUCGAUUUGUUCACAACACACAAAGCCGAUGUUCAAUGUUUGUUUUCUUUUCUAGAGUCCCACGUUUUAAAGUCUUUAACAAAUUAAUUAAUUUAGUGUGGAUAAACAAGUUUUCAUUACUUUAACCAGGAAGUGUUUUUUUUAAUCUUUACCUGUCCAAUUAUUUGUAAACAUCGGACUUGACAGGUCUUGCGAUAUUUAUUUCCGUACAUCGACUAAUAUCAAAUAGGAUGUCGAUGCCCAGCGGUGGUGGUCCACCUAUGAUGCACCAGCAGAUGAACAUGAACCAGCAGCAGCAAAUGGGUGGUCCGUCGCCACAUCCUUCACAAGGUCCACCGCCUCCUGGCCCCAUGAUUCCACACGCAGCUCAACAACCACCAGGUCCGCAGCCACACCCUGGACAACCGCCUCAUCCUGGAGGUCCGCACCACCCACAUCAACAACAAGUUCACCCAGAACAAGGACGAAUGGACAACAUCUCAAAGGCCAAAUCUCUAGUUGUUCCUAUUAAGGAGUCCCUCAGUAAUAUACUUCGGACUGGGGCCAGUGCCAUUUAUGCCAAUAACAUGGUUGACAGUGGAUCGAAACCAGUUGAAUUUGACGUUACCAGGUUUGACCGCACACUAGAAGAAUUUUUUACUCUCUGUGAUCAAAUGGAGGUGAAUUUGAAAACAUCAAUCGAGUGCAUCAACCAAGGGAUCUGUUCUCAGCGAUAUUUGCAGACACCGGUGGCCUUAAGCAGAGUAGAUGGUCUGACCUAUCCACAGUACAUUAGCGUGGUCAAGGGUCAAAUCGCGUAUGCCAAGGAAAUUCAUGAUACUUUGGCUGAAGCUGCUCAAAAGUUGACUGAAUGACACUUCAUAAAUAAUCCCACAAUAUUUAUUAAUUUGUUUUUUGCAAACAAUUUUAUAUAUUAAAUAGUGUAAAGCAUAUAACCCUGUAAUUAUCUGGGGUGUCUCACUAUACUAACUAACUUUAACUUUUAUCAUGUCCACGUUAUAUGCUAAAAUGUUUUAAAAAUAAAUAAGGAUGUGAGUAUAUCCUUUAUUUGCAGUUGA
Folsomia candida is the source of this 1170-nucleotide messenger RNA. Its product is annotated as mediator of RNA polymerase II transcription subunit 29. Gene Ontology annotation, cellular component: mediator complex. Gene Ontology annotation, molecular function: transcription coregulator activity; transcription factor binding. The transcript is spliced from 4 exons. NCBI's taxonomy places the organism in Eukaryota, Metazoa, Arthropoda, Collembola, Entomobryomorpha, Isotomidae. The record is from RefSeq and is a predicted model, not a curated record. Gene Ontology annotation, biological process: regulation of transcription by RNA polymerase II. The coding region runs from base 343 to 966 and encodes 207 amino acids.